Helobdella robusta is the source of this 2382-nucleotide messenger RNA. RefSeq lists its product as hypothetical. Gene Ontology annotation, molecular function: microtubule binding. NCBI's taxonomy places the organism in Eukaryota, Metazoa, Annelida, Clitellata, Rhynchobdellida, Glossiphoniidae. Bases 1 to 2382 code for a protein of 793 amino acids. Gene Ontology annotation, biological process: sleep; protein polyglutamylation; positive regulation of voltage-gated potassium channel activity. The record is from RefSeq and is a predicted model, not a curated record. The transcript is spliced from 17 exons.
AUGAAUAAAUUAGUAUUUCUCAUCAUAACUAGUAGCAGUAUUUUAUUACAAUAUGGUUCAUUUACGAGUGCAAUCAGUUGCUAUCAGUGUGAUGUUGAUACUCCGAACUGCGGCGAGCCCUUUGUAUCAAACGGGGCGGGUGUGACCACAUGUCAGGGGGCCUACUGUGUCAGUAGUGUAUCUGUUAGCGCCAAAGGUUCAACCGGCUUACGAACGUGUAGUAAUGGAUAUGAAAAGGCCCUAGGAUGUAUCGAAACCCAGCACGGUGACAUCAAGAUCAUGGGCUGCGUUUGCGAUACAAAUUUCUGCAAUGGUUACGAAUAUAGCCAGGGAAGUAACGCGGGUAAGCUGAGUUGUUAUAGCUGCGUGGCUGAUCAGUGUAAACUUCCUGAUGUCCAGAAGCCAGCCUGCAGUGGCACAACAUGCUUCCACACGUCAUCCACUCUCUCAAGUCAGGCAGAAGUAUUUGGAUGUAGUGACCAAAAAUACGCGACAACUUGUGUCAACGAUGACCCAACUACAAAAACCUGCUACUGCAGUGCCGAUUGGUGCAACACUGACUCAUACACUCUAGCUACUUCUUCGACGACCACUACUACUACAAAAUCGCCUGUAAAGCCAUUAGUGACCUGUUUCGAAUGUGGCGGAUUGAACUGCCAAGGAUCUGCCAUCACGAUCCCGCAGUGCAUAGGGACAUCGUGCGUGGAAGUUAAUUCCGUUCAUGAUCAAGGCUCGUCCCUAACACAAAGGUCAUGCUCCCAUGAUGUGCUGCCGACAAUGUGUCGAAUUGUGGAGUUUAAAGGUUCGUACGCCACCUACUGUUCCUGUUCCUCCAACUAUUGCAACUUCAACUUUAAGAUAGGACCCUACCUGAUGCUGUCUAACUCAAGUGUGAAAUGUUACCAAUGUCUUGGUGUACAAUGCAGCCAGCCUGUGAGCAACUUAACAACCUGCCAAGGAACUACUUGCGUUCAAGUUAAGUCUUCAGAUCCUCUGUUGAGAAUUGGCACGUGCACCGACCUACUUGUGGUUUCAGGCUGUCUACCAACAACCGACCCAUCGAUCACUACCCAGUCUUGUUACUGCAGGAGAGACUAUUGCAACAUGUCGCCGGCUGUUGUAACAAAAGAUCUGCCGAUGCUCAUACGUAAGAGUGUGCAACAUUGUUGUACAGAGAUUGAAGGAAGCACUGAGAAGAUAGCCCAGCCAAAAAAUUAUCAAACCAGAUUUAGAAUAAUUUCGCUAACUCAACUGCUACUAAUGACGAAGUUGGAAGAAAAGACGGGCGUCAGUAGAACGUUGGAAAUGUUAAUGCGAGAACUCGAGUCGGUGCAACCAGAGGAUCCAAUUUUCUACGCAUGUCACUUCUUUGAGUCUUACAUAGAUGGUAGCAACUCCAACAUCAAUUACAUCAUCAAUAGCAGCACAGCCAGCAACAACAACAACAACAACACUAACAUUGACAUCAACAGUAGCAGUAAUCAUACCAGUUGCAACAACAAGAGUAACAACGAUGCCAGCAGGAUAGCUGAGUCAAUAAGGAUUAUGAAAUACGCGAAAUAUCAUGAUAGCUACGAUUUUGAGAGAGCCAUCUGUCGAGUGUUUGACAUCUUAGCUGGAAAUAAAGAAUCUAACCAGUUGAACUGCAUUAAUGGAAAACUGCUCGACGAGUUCAUGAAAUCGUUGACAAAGUCAUUGCUAGACAAGGUUUUAGAAGAUAAACUAGCUAAGAAGAUAAAAUUCAGGCACGGCGAUGCUGUAACACUCGCUCAGUUUAAACAAGCUCUCAACUUAUGUUUCUCCCUACAAGAAAUUGCAAAAACGGCCAGAAAAAUGUUUCUAGAAGUUUUAUCCGGCUAUAAUAAUAAUAAUAACAACAACAACACAAUUCAUAAUAAAAACAACAACACUGACAACAACAGCAACAACAACAUAAGCAGCAGCAGUAGUAGUAGUAGUACUGCUAGUUGUAGCAAACCUAGCACAACAACUACGCCGAUGAUGGCAGAUGCAAGAUUGAGCAACGUCGUUGUACAGAGAUUGGAGGAAGCAUUGAAGAUAGCCCAGCAAAAAAAUUCUCCGUCCGGCAACUCGUUGAGUUGCAGUGUCAGAAAUAAAGACUUCGCACCCAAUGAAAACUAUUUGAAUAACAUACUUGAAUCACUGAGGUACUUAUCAGCUGAGCAGAUGGGUGCCGCACUACAUAAGGCAUACUUGAAAAGUGUUAACAACAGUGGUCGAAUGAGCUGCGGAGAAUUUGUUGACAAAAUAGUCGGAGUGUUUUUUGAGUUCCAAAUAUAUCCAGAGAUGAUGAAGGCCAUGUUACUCAUCUCUUUCUUUGGGGCAAUGCUGGUUGUGGAGUGCUACCACUACGGUAGAUGA